Messenger RNA from Penicillium antarcticum, 240 nucleotides. RefSeq lists its product as uncharacterized. Bases 1 to 240 code for a protein of 79 amino acids. The transcript has a single exon. The record is from RefSeq and is a predicted model, not a curated record. Lineage: Eukaryota; Fungi; Ascomycota; Eurotiomycetes; Eurotiales; Aspergillaceae. Gene Ontology annotation, cellular component: mitochondrion.
AUGGAAUGUCUGCGACUCGAACAGGCGCAGUCUGAGGCAGAUGAGCAGUAUCAGGCUUGCCAGGAAGCUAUUGGAGUUGGACAUGAGGGGUGGGUGCCUGUUGCACACUAUGACGAAGCAAAAGCGUGCGAGAGAAAAUUGAGAGCGGACGCUCUCGAUGCGGCUGAAACAGAGGAGGAGAGAACAAGGAUUCGAGAAAAUUGGAUUUUCGAUGACUUCAGCGAGGAAGAUUAUACGUGA